This is a messenger RNA of Paramuricea clavata, 3244 nucleotides long. Lineage: Eukaryota; Metazoa; Cnidaria; Anthozoa; Malacalcyonacea; Plexauridae. The record is from the annotation of a GenBank genome assembly.
GUUCUCAAGAAUAUUUACGAGUAUUUAGUACAAAUUAGUACUUUUGGCUCAAUGAUUACUGUAACUGUGUAAUUUCAGAAUAUAAAGUAUUCCCAGACUUUAGGAUGUGAUCAUACUCGAUUUCUAGAAAAUUUUAUGCAAGUUCCAAAAUUCUAGGAAUAUUCUCAUGCAAUGUUGCGGCACCUCUCACGAAGAAGCAGCAAGGUAGACAUUGAACUGAACUAGCGUUUGCAAAAUCAUAAGUUCUAAUUGAAACAAUUGUGCUCAAAAACAUUUUUGUGUUUCAGGAGCUUCAGUUUAUUGAUUGGCGACGUGUGUUGGUUAAAGCUGGCAAUGGUGGUGACGGCUGUGCACAUCUGCUAAGAACUGCGUAUGUCAACUUAGGUUGUUAACUGUGCACCCGCUUAUCCAAAAUAUCACAGGUUUUCUCCAGGUAGUCUGGUUUCCUUCUGGCCGGAGUAACUGGACCAAUAAGAGAUGACUAUUGUUGGACUUAAACUGUUUAGUACUGAUAGAGCUAUCCAGUAAAUAAGUUGGUCUAUACAAACUUAUUAAUCAAUUGUGUAUUUAUUUUGAAAAGGGGGAACAGAAAGGCAGGUCCAGAUGGUGGAAAUGGUGGUAUUGGUGGUAAUGUCAUUCUUGAGGCAGAUGUUUCUGUAAAACAACUACGACACGUCAGGAAAUAUUUGAAAGCAGAAGAUGGUGGGGGUGGGCAGACUAAAUCCUGUCAUGGAAGACAUGGAAAAGAUCUUGUUGUAAAGGUGAUAGAAGAAGACCACACCCUUUGCCAACUCCUGACAAGCACUUGUCAUCAGGAUCCAUUGAAUGGAUGUGACAUUAAUUAUGACCACACCCACUUUGCUACAAUGCACCAUACCUUAUUUAUAUCUGUGAGAGUCCUGUACAUUAAUGGGGUUAACCAAACCAUCUGCCAAUGUGUCCUGUUAACCCUUUAAGGGGCAAUGUGCCCUGAUGCACCCUAUUAUAUUAUUUUACUGUUUAACUCAUCAAGGGGAGAGUGCUUCCACUCAUUGGGUUAACCCAUUAGGCUGCAAUGCACCCAGAUGUGCCCUUCAAUUUAACUCGAAAUCUCUGUAUUCAAAUUCUGGUAGUUAACCCAAGGGAUUCCUAGGUUCCUCUAGGCACAGCAGUGAAGUGCAAUGGCUCACUCAUUGGUGACUUACGGACACAUCAAGAAAAAUUUGUCUUGACCACAGGAGGAGCAGGGGGUUAUGGAAACAAUCAUUUUAAAUCUGCUUUAAACCGUCGGCCAUUGGAGUGCACUAAAGGAGAGCCUGGGGAAGAGAAGUCCGUCGAAUUGGAGUUGAAGACUAUUGCUCAUUUUGGACUGGUGUGUGAAGAAAUGAUUUUGUAAAACAAUUGUCCAAAAACUUUGCUUUUUUACUAUUUACAACACGAGUGGCUGUGUUACUAUAUAUCAGAUACACUUGUGAAACGUCUUGAUGAGAACAUUCAUAUUCUUCAAGAAUUUAAAAUAUUAAAUGAAUGAUAUUUGAUGAGAAAAUUGAACUUAAAGUUCAUGUAAAUCAGCAUGAUUUUGUUCCAGAUAUACAAACUCCUUCAUGGUCAUUUCUUUUUGUUUUCUUCAUGAAUUAUUAAUAAGUUUCACAAAUUAUAAUUACUAGAGAUGUUAUCCGUCUUUCCACUUCAAUCGUACUGUGAUGUAGGCUUUUGCAAAGUCCUUUUCAAUUUUCAAAGAUCCAUAUAUUAAUCUGUCCAGCCCCUCAAUAUUUGCUUGUUUUGCAACACCAUAAAGGCGAUGUUACAUGGGAUGAUACAACUUGCAAUGAAAAUGAGGUUACACAAAAUUUGAUUGGUUCUGUAACGAUUUGCAUUGCGAGUUGUCGUUAAAAGUUGUCCCCGGUAACAUCGCGUUAAAGUCCAUCUGAAAUAUGUUAGAGCCAUCAGCCAUGCUGUAAACGGGGAUUAAUCCAACACCUGUAGGGUAGAUGAUGUAUAAAACAGAAAUUCGCUACCAACUCCAGAAGAAGAGUUUUCUCUCAAAAUGUCUUGAUCCUUUUUCUUUAGUUGCAACCAAUUCCACACAAGUUUAAAACUGAAAAUGUCCAUGUUCUAGGUUGGUUUUCCCAAUGCAGGCAAGUCGACCUUACUCAGAGCGAUAUCCAAUGCAAAACCCGCGGUGGCAGCCUAUCCUUUUACAACUCGUAAUCCUUACGUUGGUAUGGUAGAAUAUCAAGACUAUCUUCAGGUCGCAGGUAACUUGAAACGUCUUAUCACCUGAUAUUUCAGAGGGUCUCAGUGGGGUUAAUAGACUACUGAUAUUUGCCCGUAAUUUUGACUGAAAACCGAGAAACGAUUAAACAGCGAUCUGAAAACCAUAUCUGGCUUUAGGUACAGAUUUCCUAUAGGGAGAACAGUUCAUACCUGUAGAUUUUAUGCGAUCAUCGCUUGGUCGGUGCAACCAUUGAAUUGAAGCUUAUACAUGAUUUUUGGAGUUGUUAGCCUAUACUUUUAGAAAGAUUGGUUCCACUGGCUUCACAUGAUUUUCGUAGUUUGCCUGUAACUCCCAAAUUCUUAAUUCAUCUAAGUUUUAAAGUUUUGAAUUUGGAGUUACAUUCUUACACUAUGGAAGUAGCGUCAUUCCAUGGCUCCCUAAAUUGAUAGAGCUAUCAAGUACUCAUAGAGCUAUCAAGUACUCAUAGAGCUAUCAAGAACUCAUGGAGCUAUCAAGUACUCAUAGAGCUAUCAAGAACUCAUAGGAACUAUCAAGAACUCAUAGAACUAUCAAGAACUCAUAGAGCUAUCAAGUUUAAAUAAAGUUUAAUAUUCCAUCCCCAUUUUCUUUCAGUUGCAGACAUUCCUGGCCUUAUCGAGGGCGCUCAUAUGAACAAAGGAUUAGGUCAUUCAUUCUUGCGUCAUAUUGAAAGAUGUCGUUGCCUGUUGUACGUUAUAGAUAUCUCCUUGGACAGUCCCGUCUCACAUCUUAACAUGUUAAAGACAGAACUAGAUUUAUACAAGCCCGGCUUGUCUUCGCUUCCUGCUGCCAUAGUAGCGAAUAAAAUCGACAUUUUGGAAGAUUUGUCAAAGCGGGAUUACAUCGGAACGCAAUUUAGAGACAUACCUUUACCGCUUAUAGCAGUGUCAGGAAAAUUAGGAACUAAUAUCGCAGAUUUAAAAAUAUUUAUUAGAACGUUAUAUGAACAAAAUGUCAACUAAAACUAACUGCAUACUUGAUGUUGGUUUAGUCCAUAUGAAAAUUGAG